AUGGGUAUUCGGUCUGAGUGGCGGCACCUGGGAGGCGGAGUGGAUCUCCGGCGCAAAUUUCAAACGAGAAAGACCAUGCAUCCUCGUUCGCUUUCUGUUCUCUUUUAUGUCAUACUGUCCUCCAUUUCUGUGCUCACUGUGGCUCUUAAUCUACUGGUGAUCAUCUCUAUUUCCCACUUCAAGCAGCUCCACACCCCGACCAACCUCCUCCUCUUCUCUCUGGCUGUCUCUGAUUGUUUUGUGGGCCUUCUCACAGUCUUUCAAAUACUGGUCAUAGACGGCUGCUGGUAUCUUGGUGAACAGUUGUGUAUUUUGUAUUAUAUUUUCGAUUAUGUUGUUACUAAUGCCUCAAUAGGAACCAUGGUGCUCAUAUCAGUUGACCGCUAUGUGGCUAUUUGCGACCCCCUUUAUUACCCAAGCAAAGUCACUCUAAAAAGAGCUCGUUCCAUGAGGUCUCGUAUUGAAGCUGUCGCUGUGCAGGGUUCUGUAACAGUAACUAUUAAGAAAUCUGAAAUCAAAGCUGCCAGAGUUCUCGGAAUUGUUGUAGUUGUAUUUCUAGCAUGUCUUUUACCUUAUUUUUGUAUUGGACUUACAGGUGACAAGACCCUACUCAAUGCUUCAACUGCGACUGUUUUUAUAACUCUCUUCUAUUUUAAUUCCUGUGUAAACCCUCUGGUUUAUGCCUUUUUCUAUCCCUGGUUCAGGAGAACUAUUAAACUAAUAGUAACACUUAAGAUACUGAAUUCUCGCUCCUGUAAGGCCAAUUUACUAAUUUCAUGA
Molecule: messenger RNA, 780 nt
Organism: Oreochromis aureus
Lineage: Eukaryota; Metazoa; Chordata; Actinopteri; Cichliformes; Cichlidae
Product: trace amine-associated receptor 5-like
Exons: 4
Coding region: 1-780 (259 amino acids)
Biological process (GO): G protein-coupled receptor signaling pathway
Cellular component (GO): membrane
Molecular function (GO): trace-amine receptor activity
Source: RefSeq, a predicted model, not a curated record